AUGUGGUGCGUGUGGUUCGUUGCGUGUUUUUCUACGGUGAUCGCCAGUGUUGUUGAUAUCAAUGACACAGUGUUGGCGACGCUGCCCCCCCUGUACGGGCUGGACGAGUGGGAGCAGUGCCGGCGGCCGGGCGACGUGUACUGCAUCGUCGACGCCGCGCUGCACUCGCGGGAACCAUCGCCUACUAUGAUGCUGUUAACGGACUAUUCAAAACAGUCUCUGAAACACUACAACCGCACUCAGAUCCAUCGCGGCGUGUGUGUAUCGAGGUGUGGCCGGCAGAAUGGGACGGCUGGCUGGCAGGAGGCGGCACAGGGAUGUGUCAAUAACAGCGUGAAGCAGUAUGGCCUCGAGGCGGAAGUAUUGUCAGUGGACUGGUGUAUGUCUGCGGACUCUCCUCCAGAGAGCUCUGGUCCAGGCCGGUCGCUAGCCGUCAUCUGCACCAUGCUGGUGGCCCUGGCCUGCCUCGCUACUGGGGUGCAUGUGUUAGGCGACCGCUGCGCCAAGGCUGAGUGUAACAGGUACUUGCUAGCAUUCUCAUUGAAGCGUAACUUUGAUAUUCUGACGUACGACCGCUGCAAGCCGAGGACAGACGACCGUAUGAAGGAUGUGGCGUGUAUCGAAGGGAUCAGGUUCCUCGGAAUGCAAUGCGUGAUCUUCUCCCACGUGAUGUUGAUCUACAUCUACUCGUACAUUGACAAUCCACAGUUCAUUGAAAGGAUGUACGACCACUUCACCUGGCAAGCAGUGAUGAACUCUCCACUGUGGCUGCAAGCUUUCUUCGCGAUGUCUGGUUUUCUCACUGCGUACGCCACCCUCGUCUCCUCACCCACCAAACCUAUCACCUUCUUCAAAUGCGUCAUGUCCAUUGUGAAUAGAUGGAUCAGGUUGACACCUCUAGCGGUGUUCGCGCUCUGGUUUACUGUGGCAUGGUUCCCACUGCUGGGCGCUGGACCGCAGUGGUCAUGGCUUGUGGAGAGAGAGGCACACGACUGCUCGGAGAGAUGGUGGUACCACGUGUUGUAUGUGCACAACCAUCUGCCCACUGGCAAGUUCUGCAUGGGACAUACUUGGUACUUGGCAGCAGACAUGCAGCUCCAUAUCAUCGGAGUGUUCCUCCUGUUGGCACUGAUGAGGUACAAGAAAGCAGUCAUCCCGGUGCUGAUGCUGUUCAUGGUGGGAUCCUCGGUAGCAGCUGGUCUGGUGGUCUACUUCUACCACCUCACACCUAUCGUUACUGCACAGACGCCAGAGGUCCUUCGCAACAUGUUCGCGGGUUCCCAGAUCCUGACGUUGCUGUACCUGCCAUUCUGGAUGAACCUUCCAGGCUACAUCGGAGGCAUCGCCACUGCCUUCAUCCUCUACCACAACAACAUCAAGGGAGAGAUUAAACUUAAAGACAGCAAGUGGUUCAACAUGCUGUUCCACUCAGCACUCUUCCUGGGCAGUGCGGUGCUGCUGGCCGGUACUAUAUUCCUGUCAGAUUCCCCACUGCCUCAGUGGGCAUCAGCUCUUUACGCUGCAAUCGACCGACCCCUGGUCGCAACAUUCUUCUGCAUCUUCAUGCUAGGUUGCUUCUCCAGAUGUUGGUCUAUGAUUCGUGACGGGUUGGAGUGGCGUGGCUUCCAUAUCCUCGGCAGGCUGUCGUACUGUGUAUUCCUCAUCCAUUUCAUUGUGCUGAGGAUCACUCUUGCCAGUAACACUCAGCUGGGACACGCCACUGUGCUCUCUAUGCUAUCCCUGCUAAUAACAUCAUCAGUGCUGAGCUACAUCGCAUCAGUUCCCUUGUGCCUUCUAGUGGAACUGCCACUCAUCCAGCUAUGGAAAGCCAUGACCGAGGGAGAUGGGCCUGAGAGACGACCGUCAAUACCAGUGGAAGCUGCUGGAAAGUCAUUUGACCUGGUCUCACAAAUUAGAAGGAGGAAUGAUGCCUAG
Molecule: messenger RNA, 1935 nt
Organism: Spodoptera littoralis (African cotton leafworm)
Lineage: Eukaryota; Metazoa; Arthropoda; Insecta; Lepidoptera; Noctuidae
Source: the annotation of a GenBank genome assembly